Messenger RNA from Epithele typhae, 732 nucleotides. RefSeq lists its product as uncharacterized. Bases 1 to 732 code for a protein of 243 amino acids. Lineage: Eukaryota; Fungi; Basidiomycota; Agaricomycetes; Polyporales; Epitheliaceae. The transcript is spliced from 5 exons. The record is from RefSeq and is a predicted model, not a curated record. Gene Ontology annotation, molecular function: sterol 24-C-methyltransferase activity. Gene Ontology annotation, cellular component: endoplasmic reticulum. Gene Ontology annotation, biological process: ergosterol biosynthetic process.
AUGCUUAGCACUCUCGCUCGCUUCGUACACACCGAGACCGUACCGCGCCUGUGGGCACCACAUUUCAACGCUUGCGACUUUCACUUCUGUCGGAUAUUCCCUGGAGACAAGCCAGAACUAUCGAUUCAGCGCCAAACACAUCGUCUAUGCGAGAUACUGCGUCUCAAUCGCGGUCAGAAGGUGCUCCACAUAGAGUCCGGCACCGGCGAAACCGCCGUGGAGCUGGCACGGUUUGCCGAAGUCACCGUAGUCGGUUUGGAAGCCAAUGCUCACAAGAUACGGCUCGCAGUCGAUCGCGCAAGUCAGGCUGGUCUGUCUCAAGCUGUGUCGUUUGUGCAAGGAAAGUCGAUCGCGCAGCUUGCCGCACGCCUUUUUGGCAGGGAGUCCUUUGACGCCAUUAUCGUCAUCGAGGCUCUGCGAAUCGCGCCCACAUUCGCCUCUGCAUAUGCAGAGUGGCGCCCUUGGUUGUACCUGGCGGGAAGCGCUCGCUUUGGUCGCCACUUUCGCGCGUUGAUAGGUGGAAGGUCGCUCAUUGCACUUGCCUCUCCAAAAGCCAUGGAUGCCGUCUACCGCAACCGAGAGAAGAAGCUAGAGGUUCAACGCGCGUUCCGCCGUAACGCGCUCGGCGACAUCCAGUACCUCGACUUCGGCCGCAUGCUCACCGACGUCUUCUUUCCUCUCGUCGUCAACGCAAACGUCCACGCCGACCUUCACGCCACGGUCCCUCGCUGA